Malaclemys terrapin pileata is the source of this 4657-nucleotide messenger RNA. Its product is annotated as 2-5A-dependent ribonuclease-like. Bases 530 to 2725 code for a protein of 731 amino acids. The transcript is spliced from 7 exons. The record is from RefSeq and is a predicted model, not a curated record. Gene Ontology annotation, molecular function: RNA binding; ATP binding; protein kinase activity. Lineage: Eukaryota; Metazoa; Chordata; Testudines; Emydidae. Gene Ontology annotation, biological process: protein phosphorylation; mRNA processing.
GCCCCUCUUCUGCCGCUAGCUACAGUAGCUUGAACCCCCCAGGCCAGUAAAAUUCUGCCCCCUGCUCAGACCCUGACAGCCACCCCGCUGCGAUUUGCCCCCCUUAAUCCUUUUAAACCCCCCCAAAGAGGAGGUAACAAAUCGUUAGCAGAAGUAAGGGCAGAGAGAGGGCAGUGGCUACAACGAAGGUUACUGGGCAUGCUCAGUUCGACUGAGCAUGCUCAGUACACCCAAAGUAGCAAAACGGGAGCGGGAGCAUUUUGUGGGGCUACACCGGCCGGGAGACGUCUGGACCUCACUAAUCUGGGCAGCUGCUGGGGCUUUGGUGGAAUAUGUGAAGCAUGGAGCCCUUGGAGCCGGAUAGUGCUGGUGUACUUCAUGAGCAAAACUCCAUUCAUGUGCCGAGAACAAAGGCACUGACCAAUCCGUGCCUUCCAUCUUAAAGGAGAGCCCAGGAAGUACAUUCUAUUGAAGAAUCUCCAUUUGAAAGGGACACAGAACAAGAGCACAGCCACUUAUCUUAACAGUCAUGGAGGCCACUGGUAACAGCCAGGAGGAGGUAUCGACCUCCAGAAAUGAAACAGCAGCAGACAAACCCUCUCUGCUAAACAAUGCUGUCCGAAACCAUUCACUAGAGACAGUCCGGCAGCUGUUGGAGGAAGGAGCAGAUGUUAAUUCCAAGGUAGAAGGUGGUUGGACACCUCUGCACAGCGCUGUACAGGAUGAUCAGGAAGAGAUCGUUGAUCUUCUGCUGGAGAAGGGUGCUGAUCCGUGUGCUAGGAAGAAAAACGGUGCCACGCCCUUUCUUGUAGCAGGGAUAGUGGGAAAUGUGAGACUUUUAGAGCUCUUCCUUUCUAAGGGAUCAGAAAUCAAUGAGUAUGAUGACAAUGGUUUCACAGCUUUUAUGGAGGCUGCUUGGUAUGGGAAUGAAGAUGCCUUAAGAUUCUUGUACAGUAAUGGGGCAGAUGUGAAUUUGCGGAGGGUGGUUAACGAGGAGAAAAGGACACUGAAUAAAGGGGGGGCAACAGCCCUGAUGGAUGCUGCCAGGGAGGGCCACCUCUCAGUCGUAAACAUUCUUGUCAGUGAGAUGAAGGCUGACAUUAACAUCUGUGACAACCAGGACAGGAAUGCUUUAAUCCAUGCCUUCCUUCCAAGUGAUAACAAAACAAGGGAGUCAAUUCUCCCGAUAGUUCUUUUCCUGCUGGAUUGUGGUGUUGACGUGAACAGAAGAGAUGAACAUGGGAAAACUACCCUCAUCCUGGCAGUCGAGAUGCGAAGUCUGGAUUUGGUGAAAGCUUUAUUGGAGAAGAAUGAAGUUGACAUCAAUGAUGCUGACAGAGAGGGCAAAACAGCACUGAUGAUCGCUGUAGAGAAAAACGAUUAUGAAAUAGCAAAGCUACUGUGUGAAAGGGGGGCAAGGACUGACCUUGGGGACCUUAUUGGGAUUGUCAAUAGGAAAUACAAUAAGAAAAUGGCAGAUCUUCUUCGCCAGUACGGCGCCAAGGCUGGUCCAAGUCAACCUCAAGAUUGGGAACCCACCAGCAAACGCUGGGGAGAGCAGCUGAAGGUUCUCUACAACAUGUAUCGUCCUAUGAUUGGAAAACUUAAAAUCCUCCAACAUAAUGAUUUCAGGAUUCAGAGAACCUCCCAAGGGGGCAUCUACCUGGGACUCUAUGAUGGGAAAGAGGUGGCUGUGAAAAUAUUCUGCAUUGGCACAGAAACUGCUAAAGAAGAGAAAAUGUGCCUUGAACAAUGUCUGACCAGCAACCAUUUAGUAAAGCUUUUUGGUGCUGAGGAAAAGAAACCCUGCCUGUACUUGUGCCUCUCGCUCUGUGAGAAGAACCUUGAAGAACACCUGAGUGCAUCAGAGAAUGAAAUGAAUUGCAAGGGUGUUCUUAAGACACUCUUUGAGGCAGUUCAAGAACUACACAUGUUUGGAUUUGGCCAUCAGGAUCUACACCCACGUAAUAUUUUGAUAGAUGCUGCUGGUAAAGUUCGCUUAGCAGAUUUUGAUAAGAGCAAAAGAUUGAGUGAAGGACAGAAGGAUGAUGUUAUAAUCAAAGACCUGAAGGCGCUCAGAAGGCUGGUCCUGUAUGUUGUAACAGUGGGUAAGGUCCCCUUUGAGGAAAAUUAUAGAGACGAUUUGGAUGCAAGUUGUCCAGAGGAUGUGCAGGACUAUGUGGAGAUUGCAGACCUUAGGGAAAGUCUGGUCUUCCCUGAUGAAGGAAGCCCAGUUGAGAACCUGCUGAGAGACUUGAUCCAACAUCCCUUUUUCUGGAGCAAGCAGAUCAGGUACAGGUUCCUGAGAGACGUUGGGAAUGAGAGCGAUAUCAAAACACGCAACACCAAGCAUCACAACAAUGAGAGUGAGAUUCUGAAAGCUUUGAAUUGGGAUGAGCACCCUUUGCAGCAGUGGACUGAGCAGAUUGACAAAUUGGUUCUGGACAGCAUGUUGAACCCCUUCAACAACAACAACAAGAACCAGAACAAGAACAAGAACAAGAAGAAACAGUAUGAAAACUAUGUCACGGACCUACUGAAGUUCAUCAGGAAUAUGGGCGAGCACUUUGACGAGAAGGAAGAAAAGGUCAAGGAAAUAAUCAAGGAGCCCUCGGAGUAUUUCCUGAACCUGUAUCCAGAAUUGACAGUUUAUGUCUACAAGUGUUUACGCAGCAUACAGCAUCAUAGACAUUUUCCAAGCCCUCAGAGUCUUUCUCAGCUGUAGCAUGUUGUAUCACUUCCGGUUAUAUGGCUGAAUCCCAUUGACUAACUUCCUUUUCAGCAUCAUUUCGUUCAGCUGCCAAAAAGUGUCAUACAAAGUGGGGAAGGGGCUGGGUGGGCAGAGGGUAUUGGAAUUUCAGUCAGUGGAUCUGAUCUCUGGAUUCAGCACUGAAGCACUCAGCUGUAAAGAUGCUAUGUUUGAGUGGGUUCAUGGAGGACAAUUACAUUGAGGAAAGGAAGAACUAAGUGCUAGAAGGGCAAGUGCCAGAUCUGGGGCUGCAGGAUAGGUACCCCUCCUCCAGCAGGUCCAGGCUGGGGGAGGGGCACCCCAGCUGCACCUGGGUGCAGGCCGCACCAGAUCAGGCCAUGCCUUGGUCCGGGCCAGGCCUGGGUUGGGGUCUGGGCCGCUCCGGCCGCACCUGGGGCUGAGCGCCAUGGCAGGUCCAGGCCGCAGCAGAGUUUGGGCUGGCAGAGGGGCGCCCCUCACCCAGCUGCGGCGGGUUCCCUGAGCACCCGUGCAUCACUAAAUAGGCUGCUGCGCGGCCGUGCAGCUUACAGGGAACUUAGGUCAGGACCACUUCCUCUGUUCAGUGGCUGCUUCCUUUCUCCCUUCUGGUGCAGUUAAUUGAUGGACAGAGAAAGAGGGAGCAGGAGGGGGUCCCUUGGAGCAUUUAGUCCUUCUUUCUAUCGUUGAGUCCCCCUCUUGGAAAACAUUUCCAGCUGAUAUUCAGGAGACAGAGUGUCUAUAUGUCAGGAUAUUCCCUGCUGGUUUUCCCACCUGUUUCCCAGUCCUUUGUCUCCCUUCCUGCUUGAUGGCUCUGUUUCCUGCUAAAAUGCAAAUUAAGUGGAGUGCACGUUCCUUUGUUUGAGACAGACCUGUUUGCAAACCACAAUUUGGAACAUGUGUUAAUUACACAAUUUCCCUGUAGGAUGUAACUUCACAUAUGGUGUUGCCACACACAUUUUAUUAGGUCAAUAUUGACCAGCAAAUUAUGGGUCUUCAAAUGAUACUUACAAGACAUACUUUGUACAAAGAUUAUUACAAUAAGGUGUGGACAUGGGUACAUUCUAUCACACUGCCAUCCUGUACCUGUGCUGUGUAUUCACUGUCAGGCUUGGCUUCCCUCUCACCUGAGGAGGCAGGCCUUUUGUUCCCAGGAUCAGGUCCCAGUUAUCAAAUAGGCUGGUAUUUUUUUGUUUAAAAGCAUAAAAGACAACUUGCCGUGAGGGGAGUCCUAGCUUCAACGCCAGCAUUGGCUCUUUAAUCUUUCUUCCCCAGAGAGCAGCUUUCCAACUCUCUCUUGAGAUCUGUCUUUGUAGUGGGGAUUGAAAACUAACUAAACUGGGCCUUUCUCUUUUAAAUGUGGCAAACAUAAAUACCGGUAACAGCUGGAUGAGUGACAGGCCCAAGUAUACAGUUGUAUAGUUUUUUAUAAGCAGUUGUUUCACUAGAAGUUGUAGAAACAUUUGCAAGGUGUAUUUAAUGCAUCCAGUUGGUAAUCUCAUACGUUUUCAUUUUAAUGCUACAUCAUUAUGAGAGUCUGGAACUAUUUCUAUGUGGUAUGGAAACCAGGGAGCUGAUCUUGCAAAAUCUUACGAUUGUAAGUAAUACUGAAUCCUGUGAGUAGGCUCACUGAAGCCAAAGGGAGUACUGGCAUGAGUAAGUAUUACUUAUGUAAGUAAGGCUUUGCAGGGUCAUGCCCCAGAUUCAGCACAGCACUGGUGCAGAAGCUUUGAUGCGUGGGGGCUGGCAGGAGUGAAUAUAUUUUCCUGUAUCUAUUCACAAUACACAUAUCGAUGCUUUUUCAACUGUACCUGCUUUCUCCCCUAUCUGAUAUACGCAGUUAUUGGAUUUGUUUGUCUUUUACACUGAGGUUUUUGUCAUCCGUAUUCCCAGAUACAGACCUAAAUCUGGAAUAAAGUCGGUUGGACAAUC